UCCCGGGGGCCAGGAUCCCAGGGAGCGGCCCCGGUGAGGCCGCGGGCGCCCGGGACGGCGGGAGUCGGUUUACAGCCUGGGGCGAAGCUGUCGCCGCGGACCCAGAAGAAGCCGUGCCUGUUGGCGGCCCGGCGGCUCCGGGUCUAAAGGUUCCUGGAGUGGACUUUCUGGGUUCCGGGUGCAGUCCGCACGGGAAGUGGCGAUCGGGCCAGCUGGGAGCGCUCUCCCGGGCAGUAAACAGUGACUCACGCGCUCCGCCCGCCUGGAUGGGAGGCGCCGCUCCCGCACGCACGCACGGGGGGCUGCGAGCCGGCCUCCGUUUCCUCUUUCUGAGCUGCAGGAAGCGGGAAGUUAUCUGACAGUGCAGGGCAGGUGGGGGUGGGGGUGGGGGUGGGGCGCCACCCCGGGCCGCGGGGUGCCCUCGCACCCUGCCAGGCUCGCCCGCCUGUUCUCGCCCCGGCUCAGCUCCGUGGGGUCUUGGGGGAGAGCAGGUGCCUCCCACGAGGAAGGUAGUGGGGAGAACCUUCUGGAAGAAGCAGAGUUGGGGGAGGGCUGGUGCCCGGUGCACCUGGGAGCUGUCAGGAGGGACCCACCCACGUGCAGCUCAGGGCUGGGGCUGAGCGGGGGCAGCUGCCCCUUGGGGGCGAGGUCACGGAGUCUGGGUCAGCACACAGACAGGGGAGAGCCCGGGGUCAGGCUGAGGGCGAAGCUGUGCGGUGCAGCGGGUGGGGUGGGGUGCCCUUACGCGAGCUGCACACAGGUGAGGGAGGCGGGCCGGGGCUGUGUGGGCUUUCCCAGGGCUCGUCCCCGGCUGACCACGGAGCUUGGGGCCUUGCUGAAGCGCCUGGGUGGCUGGCAGAGGGCCGGCUCCGAGCGGGGCUGUGUCAGCCUCAUCCCCACGCACCUCUGCAUGUAGCAGCUUCCUCAGCCCAGAUCAAGGCGACCGGACAUCCUACAGGUCCAGGGCUGCCGGCCGGGGGCACUGUGGGCACCUGCCCGCCGAGGGGCCAUGUCCCGGCCAGGCUGGGGUGCUGGGGGAGUACGGUGGGCAUCUCCCACCUGCCCACAGAGGGGCCAUGUCCCGGCCAGGCUGGGGUGCUGGGGGGGUACAGUGGGCACCUCCCACCCACCCACAGAGGGGCCAUGUCCAGGGCCGUGCUGGGGGGCACCAUGGACACAUCCCACCUGCUCAUAGAGGGGCCGUGGCCAGGGCCAGGCUGGGGGGCACCAUGGACACAUCCCACCUGCCCACAGAGGGGCCAUGUCCAGGGCCAGGCUGGGGGGCACCAUGGACACAUCCCACCUGCCCACAGAGGGGCCGUGGCCAGGGCCAGGCUGGGUGCUGGGGGGCACCGUGGACACAUCCCACCCGCAGAGGGCCAUGCUGGGGGGCACCGUGGACACAUCCCGCCCGCAGAGGGCCGUGUCCAGGGCAGGGGCAGAGGGUGUCUCUGCGGUGGGGCCUCAUCUUCAGUGGGGUGCGAGUCAGCGUGUCUGUGGCCCCAGCUGCGGCUGCGAUUGGCUGACGUGUUUAUUUGACAAGUGUGUGUGGCCCCAGCUUCCGCGCCGGGGCGGCCACAUCCUCCGUGUGUGGAUUUGCAUCUGUCACGGUUGCUGCCUGGGUCUUGACUGCCGCUCCCGGUCCCGCCUCCUCGCCCCCCACUGGACGCCCGCGGGCAGGACGGGGCAGGUGGGACCGGGUGUGGGUCGCAGCCCCGGACCAGAGCCAGAGCUUCGGCAGCAGGCAGGAGAGGGCGUAGCCGGUCACUGACGAGGGAGGCUUGGAGCCCUGUGCUGCUCGGGGACUCCGGGGACCUGAGUGCUGGCCUCUGCGGAGCGGGGUCCCUGCCCCCAGGAGCCCCCGGCCGCAUCCCUGCCCCUGCACUUGCCCGGCCUCUCUGCCGCGGCCCCGGGCGGGCGCCGCACAUCCUUUGAGAGGAAGCCACUCUUCCCGCGGCGCUGGGGCUGGAUGGCUCACGAGAGUUUCUGGCUGUGGGUUUAAAACCCACGCAGGAGUCGCCCGACAGGUGUUGUGAGUCUGCGGUGCCGGUGCCGGACAGGCUCCUGGCGGGCGUCGCCCAUCCCCGAGGUCCUCACGCACGUGGCGGCUGGGGUGGGACCCGGCCUGGCCUUGGUGCUGGCAUCCCGGUGGCUUUUCUGAGAUUUUGAGGCGCUCGGGUGCCGGGGUGGGGGUGGCGCUGCCGAGGGGUGCCUUGGCUGGCUGCCUGGGCCGGGGGGGCAGGUCCGUCUGGGCCUGGGCCCCCUGCAGCCCCUCACCCCAGCUCUGCCUGAGGUGGGACGGCGUACGAGGCCCCGCUCGGAGCGUUGUUUCCGAGUCAGUGCUGUUGCGACCUUGCAGGUGCGAAGCUCUUCCCAGGUCUGUUUUCCGGAACUCUGCUGCCCUGUUUCUCGCCGCUCAUGUUUAAAGCAGCCUUGGGCAUACGGGGCUCACGAAGGGAGCGCCCCACCCAGGCCGCACCCUGCCCCCGGCACCAGGUCGAAGGGCAGCAGGCUGAGCUGUGCCCAUCCAGGCCUGGCCUGGGCUGGGGCCAGGGUCCGGGCGCCCCAGAGCUCUGACCCACCUAAGGAGUGCUGUGACGAGCGUCUCCUGCCUGGGGAGGGCCCUAGGACAGGUGCACCCCAGGGUGCUGGGUGCUCUAGAGAGGCAUAGAGCCGCAACAUUGCCCCCUGCCCUGGGAGUUCUGGGAGCUGGGUGGGACCCUGGGCUCUUGAUUGCGUCCCCAGAAGCAGAAGUGAGGACCCUCGGUGGAGUCGGGAGGGUCCCGUGUGUGGUCUGCAGCUGCCCUGGGCAGGGCGGGAGGCGUGUGGGUCCCCCAUGUGUGCACACCUCGCUCCCCGUGCUCCUGGUGUCACCCUUGGAACAGUUCCCAAGGCAAGAGCAGGUCUGGGGCCCUCGCCCUGCACCCGGCAGGGUCCCGUGCACUUGUCUGGGGGUCCUGGGGCCCAGGGCGAGGGUCCCGUGCACUUGUCCGGGGGCCCUGGGGCCCAGGGCGAGGGUCCCGUGCACUUGUCCGGGGGCCCUGGGGCCCAGGGCGAGGGUCCCGUGCACUUGUCCGGGGGCCCUGGGGCCCAGGGCGAGGGUCCCGUGCACUUGUCCGGGGGCCCUGGGGCCCAGGGCGAGGGUCCCGUGCACUUGUCCGGGGGCCCUGGGGCCCAGGGCGAGGGUCCCGUGCACUUGUCCGGGGGGCCCGGGGCCCAGGGCGAGGCGGGCCCAGUGAGCUCAGAGUUGGUGCAUGGCCCCUGUGCCAGGCUUGGGUUUCUAGGGUCGCCUCCUGUUGCCGGAUGUGCCCGACCUUGACCUCCUGGGGGGGUCCCCUGGGGGGGCGGAGCCCCAUCCUCUGCACCCUGGCUGCUGCUGGGAAGUUUCCUGGAAGGAGCCGGCUUAGCUUGGUGCCCGCUGGACGCCCCUCUCGGGCCCUCCCUCCUCUCGGUGGGCGGUGUGGGGCGCGGUGAGCGGCGCGGGUCGGUCCGUGUGGGGUGGGAGGGGCCUGGCUGUGGGAAUGUGAGCCGGCUCUGUAAACAGCGGGUGACUCACCGCAUAGCUAUGUCACUGGCGGGGAGAUACACGGCCCCUCCUCCCUUUCCCGGCCGGACUGGAAAAGUUUCCAGGGCUCACCAGGCUCCUCAGGUGCCACACGCGUGGUGGCCUCUGCAGUGCCCUGGGUGGGGGUGGGGGCUCCCUGCUGCGUGCCGGGGGUCAGGUCUCGGGGUGCCGUCAGCACCGCCUGCCUCGGGCUCCCGCGUGGCCAGGUGAGGGUGCUCGGGCCCCGCAGGUGCACCUCGGCGCCCGUGGGAGUGGCUGGGUCCUGUGUCAGCGUGGGGACUGCGGAGACCAGCAGGGGCCUCCCUCAGGGCGGGGCCCAGAGCUCAGCUGUCCUGCUGGGGGCCCCGGGGUCUCUGUCCUGCACCUGAGGCCCCCCCCCGCCUGCCUUCUGGACUCUCCUCUGGCAUCCAGCUCGGGAGGGCCGUGGGCCCGCCCUGUCCGGUCUCCGGGGUGAGCUGGCUUGUUUACUGUCUGAUGUCUUCCUGAGCCUGACCCAAGUCAGGAUUGCUUUUGGGCUUCUCCGUUUCCAUGACGACUGUGGGGGCUGGCUCGGUCCCAAGGUCGCCAUGGCAACUGUCGGAGGGGACUCCUGCUUGGGAUGCUCCGGCUGGUUGGCGGUGAAUGAUUAGAAUGUGUGACACAGCCCGGAGCAGGGGCAGGCGGGCGGCGCGUCCGGGCCGCAGCCGCUGAACCUGCCGCUGGCUGGGACCCCCGCCCCCUGUGGCCGCACAUGGGACAGCCUGGGUGCAGGUGGUGAUGUCACAGCUGCAGUGCCCUUCUCCACGCUACGGUUUCCCGGCAGCUCCGUCCUGGUGACCGUGCCCAGGUUAUGACGACUAAUCCCAAGCCAAACAAGGCACUGAAGGUCAAGAGGGAGGCGGGCGAGAAUGCCCCAGUGCUCAGCGACGACGAGCUGGUGACCAUGUCCGUGCGGGAGCUGAACCAGCACCUGCGGGGCCUCACCAAGGAGGAGGUGACGCGCCUGAAGCAGCGCCGGCGCACGCUCAAGAACCGCGGCUACGCCGCCAGCUGCCGCAUCAAGCGCGUGACGCAGAAGGAGGAGCUGGAGCGGCAGCGCGUGGAGCUGCAGCAGGAGGUGGAGAAGCUGGCGCGCGAGAACAGCAGCAUGCGGCGGGAGCUCGACGCCCUGCGCGCCAAGUACGAGGCGCUGCAGAGCUUCGCGCACACCGUGGCCCGCGGGCCCGUGGCGCCCACCAAGGUGGCCACCACCAGCGUCAUCACCAUCGUCAAGUCGGCCGAGCUCGCCGCCUCCGUGCCCUUCUCGGCCGCGUCCUAGUGCCCGUGGGGCGCCCCGCCUGGACGCGGACGGACGCCCGGGGCUGCAGGCGCGGGCCGGGCCCAGGAGUAGGCUCUUGUGAGCCGCGCGCCGCACGCCACCCCACACGCGCACACGCGUGCACACACGCCCUCACACGCCCGUCCCUUCUCCCCAGCUGCGUCUCGUGCCUGUGAGAGUCAGGAUGGACGGGGGAGGGUCCUCAGAGGGCCCCACCGUCCCCCGCAGGGGCUGCCACGAGGGGCGGUAGGGGGCCUGUCUUCCGUGCCUCCGACGAGCGGCCCGUCCACGCCUGUCCUGCCGCAUCCACCCCUCCCAGCCCCGAUGGCUUGGGCCCUCCAGGGGCAGGUGGGGGCAGCUGUGGCCCUAGCAUGCCCCGUGGAGGAGAUACGGGAGGGCUGUCUGAGCAGCUGGCGUGUGCACGUGGGGCCGAGCACACGUGUGUGCGCACACACGUGUGUGGGCGUGCCGUCCCAGGGGUUCUUGAAGGAGCAGCUUGUUGGGCGGAGAGUGGGUCCCAGGCCCGGUCCCCACCAGCUGUGCUGCGCAGGGCAGGUCAUGCAGGUGCCUUGGGGGCUGGAGGGGGUGGGGCAGGGAGAGGAGGCAGGAGCAGCGAGGCCAGAGCCUGGAGUGGGCCCAGGACACAGCACGGCGUGGCCUGGUGGCCCAGGUGCCGUGGCAGGGGGUGGUGGGCACUGGGCAGGAGAGCCAUGUGGACACGCGCCCCCCCACUGGUCCGCUGUCAGGAGGGGGCACAGCCCUGGUGCUUCAUUAUGGCUUGGAGCCUUAACCGGAGCCACCGGUGGUCCUGGCGAGCCUUCCCGGCUUCCUCUCCAUGGACGCCCUGGGGCCCCAUUCAGGCGAGAGGGCGGCAUGAGAGCCCCGAGCUCUGACACCCAGAGGCCACCACACAGGACAGGCAGGGGCAGCCCCCGGGGCCCCAGCUUCCGCCUCCCGGUGAGGUCCCCGGGCCAGGGCCCAGGUGGGCAGGAGGGCAGAGGUGAGCCCAGGGGCUGCGCCGCAGCUCCGAGCCCGCCGUGGGAAGCAGUCCGCGUGCGGCGCCCCCUGCCGCGCCCAGGGCCCCAGAUGGCCGGGCCAGGUGUUUCUAAAAACAGCUGUUGAUACCAUAGCCAUGGUAGGUAAUCCAUAUUGGAUAUCAGUAAGGACCAUGGGAGAUAUUUAAAGAGAAAGAAGAGAUAUAUAUCUAUAAAGUUAUGCACAUUUUAUCGCAGAUUCUGUAAUGACUUCUUCCCGUUGUAUACUGCAAACCUUCACUGGAGCAGCGCUGCGAUGCACGCGGGGGCUGGGGUCCCGCCUGGCCCCGGCCCCCCCGGCGUCCCUCGGGCACACUGGGGCGGGGCGGGCCCCUUCUGGCUGCCUGGCAGAGCGUUGCGGCCUCACCGACACGAGUUCAUACAUGGGUUUUUUAUUUAAGCAAAAGGACAAGGACCUCUGUCGGGGGUUCGUUUUCUGUCUCCCUCGGACAGGGCGCCCCGCCCGCGCCAGCUUGCCCAGCUGCGUCUUCCCGGCAGGCUCAUUUCAAUAUUUAUUUUUGUGCCGUCACCGCCACGACCACCGAGACGCGGCCACGUGCGGAGGGCCCGCACCACCCCUCGCGGCCCCCUAAUUUAUUACUGGACGUCUCCCCGCUUCACCCCGCGACAAUAAAAGUCCUGGUUCAGAGCC
Molecule: messenger RNA, 6548 nt
Organism: Oryctolagus cuniculus (rabbit)
Lineage: Eukaryota; Metazoa; Chordata; Mammalia; Lagomorpha; Leporidae
Gene: MAFK
Product: MAF bZIP transcription factor K
Biological process (GO): regulation of transcription by RNA polymerase II
Cellular component (GO): nucleus
Molecular function (GO): DNA-binding transcription factor activity, RNA polymerase II-specific; RNA polymerase II cis-regulatory region sequence-specific DNA binding
Source: RefSeq, a predicted model, not a curated record